AUGGAAGAAGUCGACAAGAACGCCAGACCAACCUCCGGGCUGCCCCUCGCUUUUCACGGCACGGUAAUUCAUUCCCGCAGUUUGGAUGAGCUCGAGAUCCUAGAGAAUUGCAUUGUAAUUGUGGGAACAGAUGGCAAGAUCCAGGCAUUACAAGGCAACGUGGAAUUGGAUCGAAUCGACUCCAUUGUCUCGGAAAAUGGCCAUGUGCCCGACGUCUUCCCGGUGAAAUAUCUCAAGCGUGGGGAAUUCCUGUGCCCCGGCUUUGUUGAUACCCACAACCAUGCACCCCAGUGGGCACAGCGUGGUGUCGGAAGAGGGAUUUCCUUGCUCGACUGGUUAAAUAAGGUCACUUUUGCCCACGAGGCCAAAUUUCAAGAUCCGGAAUAUGCCAGACGCAUGUACGCCUCUUGCGUGACGGGAUUCUUGCAACAGGGCAUUACCACUGCGUCAUAUUACGGCUCACAUCAUGGACAGGCAACUCGAAUUUUGGCUGAUGUCUGCUUCAAAAAAGGACAGCGCGCUCUCGUGGGCAAGUGUAACAUGAACCGGAAUGCCCCGGACUGGUAUCGGGAUCCGUCGGUGUCCGACUCACUGCACGAAACGCGUGAGCUGAUUCAUCAUGUUCAGAAACUUGAUCCGGAAUACCAUCUGGUGAAACCAAUACUGACGCCACGCUUUGCGAUAUCCUGUGAGCCGGAGCUACUGGAUGGGAUUGGUGCCAUCGCCCGUGAACAUCCCAAACUUCCAAUACAAACACAUUUCAAUGAAGCAAAGCAGGAGAUCGAAUUCACGCGCCAGCUCUUCCCAGAGUUUGACACGGAAGCUGAUCUCUAUCAGCGAUAUGGUCUAUUGAAUGAUCGAUCCAUUCUUGCCCACUGUAUCUUCCUACAAGAAGGAGAGAUGCGUCGCAUCCAAGAACUUGGCUGUGGGGUUGCCCACUGCCCAAUCGCCAACACCACUAUGCAAGAUUUUAUGGUAGCACCUGUACGAGAGUAUCUGCGCCGCGGUAUCAAGGUGGGCCUGGGCACUGAUAGUGGCGGUGGCUACUCGUCCUCUAUACUGGAUGCCAUGAAACAGGCCUUCAUUGUGUCGAAUGCGCAGCAGAUGUUGACACAAGGACGGGACCCUGCACUUUCUUUAUGCGAGGGCUUCUUUCUCGCUACUAUGGGCGGCGCGCAAGUGUGUGGUCUCGAUGACCGAGUCGGUAACUUUGCAGUUGGCAAAGAGUUCGAUGCGCUCGAAGUUCAUACCACCGAUCUUGACCAACCGGGAGUAAUGAGCCCAGUGGAAGAUGAAGAUACCAUCCAGGUGAUAUUCGAGAAGUUUUUGAUGACUGGGGAUGAUCGGAAUAUUUUCAAAGUCUAUGUGGGCGGUCGGUCGGUCAAACUUUGA
Molecule: messenger RNA, 1392 nt
Organism: Penicillium hordei
Lineage: Eukaryota; Fungi; Ascomycota; Eurotiomycetes; Eurotiales; Aspergillaceae
Product: putative guanine deaminase
Exons: 1
Coding region: 1-1392 (463 amino acids)
Biological process (GO): guanine catabolic process
Cellular component (GO): cytosol
Molecular function (GO): guanine deaminase activity; zinc ion binding
Source: RefSeq, a predicted model, not a curated record